AUGGCACUGAAGGGAGAACCGGGCUGGAUAUGCCUCAUGCGUUGCAACGUUGAUAUCUUGUUCCGCGCCCUGGUCUUGCACUGGAACACAUCCAAAGACAACGCCUCCACGCUCCCGACCCCGAACCCAGAUCUCCUUCCCCGAGAUAGCGACAGCAGCAGCAGCAGCAGAAGCAAGCCCUUAAUGCCCGCCCGGCUCGUCCCCCGUUCCCCAAUCGCCGACAUGGAAGCGUGCCACCGUGGCCUGCGAGACCUGAGCCGCAAGUCAAGCAUCACGACGAUGGUCACGGCAAAAGGCGACGACGUGGAGCUGGAGAGGAUGAGUGGCAUGCGGCCGAACGUAGUGACUAUCACCGUAGAGACGAACAUCCAGCAUCGGGAAGCUGGUAUGAGAGACCUGGUGAGGCUGGAGAAAAUAUAUGGCAGUGCCGCCGGCGCUGGAGACCUGGGGCUACAGAAAAUGAGGGCUAUGGCAAGUCGAGACGAGCUAUUCUUGAGGAGGGAGAAGCGCUAG
Molecule: messenger RNA, 513 nt
Organism: Drepanopeziza brunnea f. sp. 'multigermtubi' MB_m1
Lineage: Eukaryota; Fungi; Ascomycota; Leotiomycetes; Helotiales; Drepanopezizaceae
Source: RefSeq, a predicted model, not a curated record